GGCCGCAGAUGGAGUGUUGGAAAUGAAGGACGCGAGCGAAGGAGGAAGAUCCAAGGAGGACGACGGGGAGGGAUGGGACAGAAGCAAGAGAAACUGGGACUGCUAGACGAGGGAAAGGCUCAGCAAGCGGCCAUAGAACCAGAUUCAUGCAGAUCGGUAUGGGGUUUGUCGUGUGCGGUGGACCGAACGAAAGGAGUCCUCGAGGAUUUUGCUACGAAAAGCUUGUGCCCAAAGGACAGGAGAGGGUCGCCCCAAGGAACCUUUCUCGUUGCUACUCAUCCUCACACUCACACGACCUCCAAAGUGUUUAAUGUUCUCAUCUUCAGAUAAGAUAUUCUAGAGGAAACUUCCAAGCCUAAAACUCGGCCACGGUGCUCCGAGUGCAAGCGUUGUUGGGGCGUGUCUUGUUGUUUUAGAGAGGGCGUACGAGAGCCACAGCAACUUGAGCCAAACGAGAGAAGUAGGAGCUGUGGUUUAAUGCAUGUUGUCAAGUAGGGUGCCUCUAGAAGAUCGAAAGCAGCAAAUUGGAAACUUGGUCAUGAUUGUACCCAAAAAAAUUCUUUCUUUGUGAAUCUUUUAUUUGUUGAGGACAUUCACGGACGUACGAGAGAUCGAGCAUGAGAUUACAACCGAUGUCGUAUGGGACUUUUUUGACCUUAUCAACUUGGGUCGUAAGUCGACUGGCGUGUCGUGGACUAUCAUCGCUGUUCCGGUGUUGGCUCGGAAACCACAACCGGUUGGGUCUACAAUGAACCGGCGGUUGCGGCAGGUACAGACUUAAUCCACUGUACAGUGACCUCUGAUGGUGUGGAAUCAGCUUGGGCGGUUGUAUCUACCGAAUCUCAUACAUUACCCCUACCCAUCCGACUUCAACUCCCUGGCGAACAGAAGCGUGGCCUUUUCCCGACUCUGUAUUUCCUCCAUUUCGUGGCUCAACUGUUGGAUCAAGCUUCCUCGCACAUCCAUUCCCUAAGUGGGCAGGCAAACUUGUCGUAAAAGACAAUACUGUUGUGUUAAAUAUUCAAGGC
Molecule: messenger RNA, 1028 nt
Organism: Marchantia polymorpha subsp. ruderalis
Lineage: Eukaryota; Viridiplantae; Streptophyta; Marchantiopsida; Marchantiales; Marchantiaceae
Source: the annotation of a GenBank genome assembly